GCGCGAACAACGACACCAACAACAGCAGCACCAACGACAACAACAACAACAGCAGCGCCAACAACAACAGCAGCAUCUCCAAUGACCACUCCACGUUACAUAGUUGCAAUGAGCUUUGUGAUGACCAAAACCUACAUUGCUGAUUACAGCAACCCCAAAACUGAAGCUUACCAGACGCUAGCUGCUUCCAUUGUUAGCUGGUCCACACCAAUCUACCAAGCGAAAUAUGGGUCAAGGUUCUUCCGAGUCGUUGUCAUAUCACUGAGGGCCGUGGCCCGUUUUCGCGCAGACAACACAGAGGCAGAGAUGAAUGUGGAGUUUGAUCAGUCUGUACCAGACACUGUCCCUGACACAACGGAGGUGCUCGAGCAACUGAAAGAGCAGCCCAGCCCCGCCAACCUGUCUGUGGACACAAGCACAAUCUCUGUUCUCCACGAGCCACAGAUGAUUGCCAAUGUUCCGUUCACCAUCACCAAUGAGUCUUCUGCCAUUACUCUGGCCGCUGUCAACUCAACUGCCUACCGUGAUACGACAUCCAAAAUUAAAUCUGAGCUGGAGCCCUUCUUUUUGGAAGAUUAUUCUACAAACUUUGUCUCUUUGAACCCCACAACAUACACGGAUGGGACAGUUUACGCAAAACUCUAUGUAACCCAAUCAAACCUCUACUUCACAUACAACGCCACAUUACCAAGUGCAACCGCCAUAUACAACACCAUGGUGCGAGCAGCAGCAAGUGGAAACCUGACUAUUAACAUUGUCUCAGUAAAUGGCACAGCCGUCAGCUCAGGAGACAUCACCAGCAGGAUCAGUCUUGGAACCACUUUCAGCCUCACCCUCCUGGCCAUCAUUGCCACGCAGUCCUGGUAGGCGCCCGUGUGCCUGCCCCCCCAAAC
Molecule: messenger RNA, 893 nt
Organism: Alosa alosa (allis shad)
Lineage: Eukaryota; Metazoa; Chordata; Actinopteri; Clupeiformes; Clupeidae
Exons: 7
Coding region: 82-867 (261 amino acids)
Source: RefSeq, a predicted model, not a curated record